Molecule: messenger RNA, 927 nt
Organism: Plasmodium gonderi
Lineage: Eukaryota; Apicomplexa; Aconoidasida; Haemosporida; Plasmodiidae
Product: conserved Plasmodium protein, unknown function
Exons: 1
Coding region: 1-927 (308 amino acids)
Source: RefSeq, a predicted model, not a curated record
AUGAACAACAACAUAAGAAAAAAAAUAGUAGGUAAACACUGGAACGGGUUCCCCUUUUUAAGUAGUGAAAAAGUGAAGUUUGAUCAUCAUGAGAGUAUAGGAAGAAAGAGCAGAAGAGAGAUUCAUAUGUUCUUCAUUAAUGAGAGAUAUAACAACACUUAUGGUAAAUAUUAUAAUUUAAAAUAUGAACAUGAUGAAAAAGGGAAAUUCAAAAUAGUGUUGUUAGAUAUUGAAAAGAGUGAAAAUAAGAGAAUAAAGAAAAAUAUACAUAAUUCAUUGAUUGGUGGGAUAUUGUUAUCAUCCAUGUCUAUAUGUUUAAUUGAAUUUGAUGUGAUUACAAGUAUGUAUGGUUAUUUAUUAUGCACAGGAUUGUUAGCGUUUUACACGAGUUACCUUUAUUUUUACAAUUCAGUUAUUUUAAGAGCAGUCUUAGAUUAUAAAAACAAGCAUUUGUUACUUUAUCCAUUUACAAUAUUUAGAAUGAAUGAGGGAGGGGAAGAUGAAGAAAAAAAAAAAAUUCUACCCCACGAAAAAAAAAAAAAAAAUAUAUUUCAAAAAAAACAAAUAAUUUUAUCACUUCACGAAAUAGAACAAGUGUGCAAAGAUAGAAAAUAUAUUAAAAUAUAUUUAAAAAAGAAGAAUUUGUUUUCCUUACUUUUUAAGUAUAAUAUGAUAUUGCCUUUUUUUAUUCCUCGAUACAAAUGCUCCGAGACAAAUAAGCCCAUGAAUAACACAGAUGUUUUGUAUCCUUACGAUUUCAACAACUUUAAUAUCAGUGCAUUUUGUUAUAAUAAGAAACAUGGAAAAGAUGAAUCGGUUUCUUCUAUUCCUCGUGUGAAGAAAAAUGUAGAUGGAUAUCCCCAAGAUGCAAUGGAGGAAGCUAAGUUACUUUCUCUGCUCCGGAUGGAGGAAUCCCUUGUCAAGUAG